Molecule: messenger RNA, 2610 nt
Organism: Anopheles nili
Lineage: Eukaryota; Metazoa; Arthropoda; Insecta; Diptera; Culicidae
Gene: mbt
Product: serine/threonine-protein kinase PAK mbt
Exons: 5
Coding region: 1-2610 (869 amino acids)
Biological process (GO): regulation of MAPK cascade; intracellular signal transduction; protein phosphorylation
Cellular component (GO): cytoplasm
Molecular function (GO): protein serine/threonine kinase activity; ATP binding
Source: RefSeq, a predicted model, not a curated record
AUGUUCUCUAAGAAGAAGAAAAAACCUCAAAUUUCCUUUCCGAGUAACUUUGAGCAUCGUGUGCAUACGGGCUUCGAUAAGCGAGAGGGUCGAUACGUCGGGCUACCAUUGCAAUGGGCGUCGAUCGUGGGCAAUAAUCAGAUACUGAAAUCAUCGAACCGCCCGCUGCCGUUGGUGGAUCCAUCGGAAAUCACUCCCACAGAGAUUUUGGAUUUAAAGACCAUCGUGAGACCACAUGGACAAGGGAUUAGCGGCCCGGUAGGCGCUCAACCAGAACCGGGCAAGCUGGUCCUGCCAAAAACAUCCAAUGUAGCACGUUCGAACUCUCUUCGAAGCUCGAGUCCACCUCGCGUUCGUCGAGGGGACCUGCGUGCUAAUACUAAUGUGCCACCAUCAGUGCCAGAGGAGCCCAUGCAGCAACCGCAACAACAGCUCGGUGGAGGACAAUCACCUUUCCCAGGAAUGAAUAGCAACAGCUUCCCUGCGCCUAAGGGAGGCAACUUAUCGUCAACCGGUGGAAGCUACCCAUUGAUGCCACCGGCUGGGAACGUACUGGAAACGAAUUUUAAUAAUAAUUUCGAUUCACACCAUCCACAACUGCACCAGCAGCAACAGUUAUCGUCCCAGCAGCAUGGUAUCGCGCAGCAAGUUUCAGGAACUCACAUGCACAUGCAUAUGCAGCAGCAGCAGCAACAGCAACAGCAAAAGCAGCAACAACAGCUACAACAGCAUCAACACCACAUGCAUCCUCACCAUCCUCAAGCGGGUCCUGUUGGAGGAAAUGCACAGCCAGCUUCAAGCCUCGCGAUUACUUCGCAUAUGAAUGGGGGCAAUUUGCUAGCGAGCAACUCUAACAUGUCUAUGGUUGCAUCGACCAACGGCACAGGUUCGAACGGAAAUCUCUCCAAUCCGGUCAGUGUGCUAACGGAAACAUCCUCAUUGUACCACAACAGGUCACAGAAAUCCUCGCCAACCGAAUCCGAAGGAGUACACCGCCAAUAUCCUAAUGCGCCGUCAUACACCGGUCAGCCAGUACCGGGUGGCAAUAACAAUUUCCACGGUACCGCUGGUGCUGUCGGCACCCAUCCAUCGGUUCCCCCGCCUUUGCACAGUAAACCGCAGGGACAAAAUAAUCCUUUGGCAUCCGGUGGAAUGGAUGGUCCGACGGCGAAUAAUCACGGUGUGCUGAAUCACGGCCAGCAGAGUGAUAGCAGCAAUGGCAAUCAUCUACCACCAGGACCGGGUCACCAUCACCAUCAUCAUCAUCAUCAUCCACACGCAAUGAUGGGUUCGGGGGCAUCUGCCACUCCACAACCGGCGGGGUCACAAAUGUCUCCAACUGGCGGAUUCCACAACUCCAAUGCUCAUCAUCAUCACCAUCAUUUAACACAGCAGCAGCAGCAGCAGCAACAACAAAUGCCAACACCGUUACAUAUCGGAACUAAUCAGAUUCCAAAUCACCACCAUCAUCAUAAUCAUAAUGCAAAUAUUCACAACCAGAAAAUGCCGUCUCCAUCGUCGGUGUCUUCUGCUGGAGCUGCCAUAGGAGGAGGAGCUGCCUCAACGGAUCAGAACGCGGCGUUCAAUAACAACACAAUCAGUAACGCCAAGAGUAAUUCACGUGCAUCUAGCUCUAGCGGUGGAAAUGUAUCCGUGGCUCAAAGCACCGCUUCCACCACGCAAAGUGGUCAGCAACAACCUCCAAUAAAAACUGAGCAGCGGCUCACCCAUGAACAGUUCCGAGCUGCCCUUCAAAUGGUGGUUUCGGCAGGUGAUCCGCGCGAGAAUCUUGAAAAUUACACUAAAAUUGGAGAAGGCUCCACCGGUACCGUGUGCAUUGCGACGGAUAAAUCAACGGGGCGCCAAGUAGCAGUUAAACAGAUGGACCUAAGAAAGCAACAGCGGCGUGAGUUGCUGUUCAACGAGGUCGUUAUUAUGCGUGAUUAUCACCAUCCUAACAUCGUGGAAACGUACAGCAGCUUUCUCGUUAAUGAUGAGCUGUGGGUUGUAAUGGAGUUUUUGGAAGGUGGAGCACUCACCGAUAUUGUGACGCACUCCCGCAUGGACGAAGAGCAGAUUGCAACGGUCUGCAAGCAGUGCCUUAAAGCGCUGUCUUAUCUCCACUCACAGGGUGUCAUCCAUCGAGACAUAAAAUCAGAUUCAAUCCUGCUGGCCUCCGACGGGCGCGUGAAGCUGUCCGAUUUUGGUUUCUGCGCGCAAGUGUCGCAAGAGUUGCCGAAACGCAAAUCACUAGUCGGUACACCGUACUGGAUGUCGCCGGAGGUGAUUUCCCGAUUGCCGUACGGUCCCGAAGUGGACAUCUGGUCGCUGGGCAUUAUGGUCAUCGAGAUGAUCGAUGGUGAGCCGCCCUUCUUUAACGAGCCGCCACUGCAAGCUAUGAGACGCAUUCGCGACAUGCCACCACCGAAGUUGAAAAAUUCCCACAAAGUGUCAAGUAGACUGCAAAACUUCCUCGAUCGCAUGCUGGUGCGUGAUCCAGUUCAGCGUGCCACAGCAGCCGAAUUACUCGCGCAUCCCUUCUUGCGGCAAGCCGGGCCACCCUCACUGCUGGUGCCAUUGAUGCGUGGGGCACGUCACAGCAAUUGCUGA